AUGCUACCUGCAUCUCCGCUCUCAACGCUGAGCGCGACGUUGCUGGCCGCCGUUCACUCGGAUGCGUCGGACCAAGAGUUGCAGGAUGUGGACUGGACUGUAGUCUCCUCCGAACUCGAGGCCCUGCGUUUGCGUACACAGGAGGAGCUGGCGGAGCUGGGAACAGCACUGGAUCUGGUCGAGGCACCAGACCGUAUUAACACAAUCGAAGAGCAUGACGAAGUUUUAGCGGUGCACACUGAACUUAAGUCACUACAACCACAACUCACUCUUGCAGAGCAGCAUUUCCUACAGCUAGAGAGAAUCGUUCGACCAGGGCUCACCAAGCUGCAGACGCUUCACAGUCGAGCCAAGUAUCUUGAAGCGGCCGUGCAGGUUGAGAAGCUGAGUCAUGAAGCCAAGACGCAGGCCGUCCAAGCCACACCUGACGCACUUGAGGCGUUCAAGACUUUUGCUACUUUUGCUGCUUCUAUUCCCGACGAGUUUUCCGUCAUUAAACGAGAAGCAGCUCGUCGCGUGGAGGAUCUAUCGGUGGAUCUCCGUCAAUUUGCAGUGGAGAAACUUCAGUUGGCACUGGAGAAGAUCGGGUGGCCAGAACCUUUGAAAACGCAGCAGGACUUCGCUAAAAAGGAGACGGAGCUUCACGACGUGUCGAAGGCCUUCGCGUACUUGUUGACGUUACAACUUAGUCAACAACCUCGGUCUCUAGCGGCGACGACGGCUCUAUGGGCGAUGGAUUGUGUGCUGGACCCUCUGCUCCUGCGCUUCCGUUACCACUUCGAGCGACCUGAGAGCGCGACGAAUCGUCUAGCCAAGCCUGAAUGGUAUCUGAGCCACGUACACGAGCAGACCAACGCACACACGCGGCUCCUGGCCCAUGCUCUUACCCCGGAGCUGCAUCGCCACCGAGAAGAAAUCCAUUGCUGGGACGCACAGAUCCUCGUACUGCGUGGACUCGUGGAAGCUGCUUGUCGUAAACUGACACGGGAUCUGCCCACGUUGUUAGCGCACCCGCCUCUCUUGUGUCAUACUCUGGACGAAGUUCUUCUCUUUGAACAGAAUAUUGACGAGGACAUCGGCUACGGGUCUUGGGCCAAUACCGACCGCCGUGGCUAUCCGCGUGUUAUCGAUGUGUUCACAUCAAGUAGUGACGUAUUGUUCGCCUGGACCAGCGCGGACGUAGAGUACGCGCACCGCCAGGACCUGGCCCCUCCGGUUACUCUCCGGUUUGUCGCCCUCCUGGACUUCCUCUCGCAGCGAUUCAUGCUCAUGGAGACGGAGGAGCACAGAUAUCUGUACGUCAUGCAAGUGCAUCUACCGCUUCUGCAUCGCUUUGGCCAGGUGUGUGAUGCUCGUGGACGCCAGCUGAUCAGUGCGUUGUCCAAGAAUAUGCAGAGCUCAUGGGGAGAGCUGUUCGUGGUGGUGAAUGCGCUGCAACAUGUAGCUCAGACACUGGCUGCUUGGGAGCAGAGUAGCGUUUUUCUCGAGCUGUCGCGGAAGGUUGCGCGCUCGGAGACGACGAGGGCUCAGGUGUUGCGAAUGCACGUGGCGUACUCGAAGCAGGUACUUGCGCGUGCAUCUGCUGCUGUGCUGGCUACAGAAGAAGCGACGGCAGUUCGACGAGCGCUGGCUGGACCAGGAGCCAUGAUUGGACCUACGGCCGCACUCACCGCUGCAUAUUCGGUGGGAUCCAAGACCGUUAAGAGCCUUUUCCGCCAUCAAGACGAUCCUGAGACACUUGUCUUCUCGCACACGCUAUUCGAGCGGCAGAUUGCGGAGCUCAAGGCGCUGGCUUCGACGUUGCUUGAAGGAGGCACGAACACGUUGGUGCGUGCAGUGGAACGUGACGUGGAGACUUAUCGCUCGAGCCCCUUCUGGACGGAGACGUACGAUGACGAUGCAGACGAAAACCAAGUGCAGAUCAUGCGCGGAGUUUCUUGUGAGUUGGCGAGCUGUUACACGUCGGUCAGCAACGUCCUGUUGUGCGCGCGUAAACUUUUGGUGUCCGAAUACUGGCCCGCUCUUUGGAAACCUUUGGCAUCGGCUCUCGACGACGCUCUCUUUGAUGCAUUUUACAACCCUCGCCAAUUCGCUCAAGACAUCAAGGCACUCGUAGCAGUCUUCUCGGCAGGCUCAUCGAAGACGCUGCCUCGGUCGUACUUCCGUCUUACACGCGAGGUCUGCCACCUCUUGGAGAUGCCUGCGUCUCGAUUACUUGAUCAGCUUACGACCAUCUUAGAGGCGUGUGGGGUCUUCUCUCUGACGCCAGCUCAAGUCGUGUGGAUAUGCACCACCCGGUUGGAUGUUGACGCUCGAGAAACCUCGACCAGUGUGGCAUAA
Molecule: messenger RNA, 2340 nt
Organism: Phytophthora infestans T30-4
Lineage: Eukaryota; Oomycota; Peronosporomycetes; Peronosporales; Peronosporaceae
Exons: 8
Coding region: 1-2340 (779 amino acids)
Biological process (GO): endoplasmic reticulum to Golgi vesicle-mediated transport; regulation of ER to Golgi vesicle-mediated transport; retrograde vesicle-mediated transport, Golgi to endoplasmic reticulum
Cellular component (GO): Dsl1/NZR complex
Source: RefSeq, a predicted model, not a curated record